AAAAUAAUGAAAUAAAGCGAUUUAGAAUUUUAAGAGGACUCUCCUCAAUUGAAACAAAAGCAGGAGUAAACGGAAAAUGAUGCAUCUACUUUGCAGACAAUAAUUGCUGGAAACUCUAGUAGCCCUGAUAAGGUUCUGAGAUAGAAGAUUUCUCAACUCUCAGAAGGCAAGUCUAGACCUAAAUUCAAUCGAAUCAGCUUUUAAAAAUGCGAAAAUUUUGAUGAAGAUGUGGUUGAUCCUAAAAAAAUUGUAAAGAGCUCAAAUAAAGGUUUGCGCUUGAGACAGAUAAUAAAUGGUUUGUUUUAAACAUCAAUUAUAAUCUUUAACUGUUUUUAUACCAAAAAUGGCGAAUAUAUCUAUGCCACCUUUGGCUUCGUUUUAGGAUGCUUAUCUUAGUGGCUGUUGAUGGACAUUCAUUUGGAUAAAUUCACAAUCCAGCAAAUUAAGAAGCUCUAAAAAUAAAGGGUCACUCAAUCUAAUUCUCCUAGGAAGAAAGAAAAUAAAAAAAUAAAUUCAAUAAAAGUAAUAAAUCGAAAAGCUUCAAAGAACUCAUCUUUGAAUUAAAGUAAAUUAUCCAAUAAUAUAAAAGCACUUACUGACAAUCAAAAAAAGACUGACUUAAUUGAAAUUUGCCAAAUUUAACAAAUGAAGAGAGAUUCUUAUUUAAAUAUUAAGCAAGUAGAAGAUAUCUAAAAUAAUAAAGAUAACUCUUUAAAUAAAAAUCAAAGUCAUUCUCUUAACAAACAAUGUAAUUCAAUAAUUUAAUAGAACACUUCUUUUUAACACAACAGAAGAGCUACUUCUAUUAUGGGAAUUUCAGAUAAUUAAAAGCUAAAAUAAAGUAGAGGAAGUUCUUAGCAAUAAAGUCCAAAAAAUAUGCAUGAUAACUCUAAUAUCAUCUCAAAUUUAAUGUAGCUAAACGCCAAGCAAAAAGAGUAAACAAUCUUGUAUGAGAAGAGAAGAUCUAAAAUACUUUAAAGAAAAUCAACAGCUCUUACAAACAAUGACUUCAUUAACUAAAAAUAACAAAAGCCUAUAUAAAUAAACUCUUAAAGCAAUUAAGAUAUUACUUUUAAUGCAAUCGAAAAGGACUAAGAAAAUAAUAACAGAUCAAUUAAAACUUAAAAAUAAAUGAAGUCAAGAAGAUAAUCUAUAAAAAUUUAAACAAAAACUUCUAUAAAAAGUAAAAAAUAAGGCAAAUCAUAAAAAAAAAAUUAUUAAAAUGAUGAGAUGGCAGUGCUAAAAAAAGCUAACUGGUGUUAAAUGUUUCAUCAAUUGAAUUAUUAAUGGAUUUAAUAUUUAAUCAAUUUACUACCUUUAAUUACUAUGGCUGUUAGGGAUUAAGACACUCUAAGAAAUUUACUUCUUUUAUAAUUUUUAAGAGGAAUAUUUAUCAUAGAUGCUUUUAUUUCAUACUAACAAGUAGAACUCACUCACUAAUAUACUGAGUAUGUAAGAAGAUACCUAAAUCUAAAUCCAUUUAAAUUUGUCACUGUAUAUUUAAUAUUGUUAAUUAUAUUAUCUUCAUAUAUAUAUUAUGUCAUAGAGGACUUUACCACGCUUUGGGAUAGCAUUUGGAACAUUAUUGUCAGUAUAACAACAAUUGGCUAUGGCGAUAUUGUUCCUUAAACUAAUGCUGGAAGAGCCUUGAUCAUUAUUGUUACAAAUAUUUCAGUCGUUUUCCUAUCUUUCAUAACUUCUUUCAUUUAGAACACGCAAGAAUUCACAAAAGAGUAGCAAUAAUCAUUUGAUAAAAUUAUCAGAGAUCUAAAAGAAAAAAAGAUAAAGAUGUAAAGUAUUUUUGUCAUCAAAUACUUUUUUCAUUAUCAUCUUCCUCCUUGUUAAGAAAUCAUACAUAAAAUAAAGAGCAAUAAAUCUUUUGUAAAAUUAGAUCUCAAAUAAAAUUAUUAAUUAGAAUACCAAUACGCAUACAUUCCUUCUUUGCCAAUUCCAAAUAUAAAUAUUGAAGAGAGUAAAGAAUAAUAAAAUAUGAUCAAUUCUGGGUAAAAAGCUGAAAAUGCAAUUAAUUAAUUGUAAGAAUUUAAAAAUAUUGAGAAAAGCAAUGAAUAAAAAAAGGAUGUUUAUUCUUGCGUAGUUUAAAUUGAGGGAAAUGUAAACAGCGGAGCUAAUCAAACCAAUAAUAAAUAAUUGAUAGAAAUACAAAUAUUACAAUAACAAUAAAAAGAAAAAAAAAAAUAUUAUAUGAGUAAAAUAAGAAAAUAUUUGGAAGAAAAAAAGAAAUAAGAUCACUCGUUUUUGAAUAAAGUAAAACAAAAAUAUAUGGAAAUUGACAGAUUAAUUAGAGCAAAGGAUAAUAAUUUUUAUUUAAUGGAAAAUAAAAUACUACCACAAACAAAAACGAACACAAAUUAGUUCACUUAAAGAGGAUCGAUUCUUGGUGAAAAUUCACCAAUGAAUAUUUAAAAAAUAAUAAGAGUAUAGAAUAUUUUAGGUAAUUAAAACUAUCACUUUUCAACAUUUGAAGACUAAAAUAAAUUGGUUAGCUAGAUAAAAACCUUUUAAGAUUAAAAUAAAUUGAUUUUAAAAACAAUAGAAGAAAUUAAAAAUCAGUAGUAUUAAUAAGAAGUAAAAUAAAAUGAAGACAGCAGUGAUAGUUAUGAGUUAUCAUCUAAUAAUACUAACUGCAAGCAUGCCAAUAAAAUUAUCAGUCAAAGUAAUUCUGUUAUUCCAGAAACACCAAAGUAAAUGCAAAUAAACAUUCCCUCUAAUUAUAAAACUAUGACUUUUCAAGCUGGGACGUAUCGCAGCAUAAAUACUUGCGAAACUCCUGUGAAUAACACCAGAAGAAUCCCUUAGCCAUUCAACUCAAAAUUAUGUAUUGAAGAUGACUCUUCUAAUAAUUUAUCAAGGCUAUAAACCUGUAAAGGUGAUGCUGACCCUAACACAAUUGAAAGUAGUUAAUAGAUAAACACCUUGAUUAUAUUUAAUUAAAGCUCCGAAAAUAUAUAAAGUAGCAAAAAUUUUAAAUCACAAAACUAAGUAUGUAAGUUCAGUAGCUGCUCAGACUUAGAUGGUACUUCUAUAGUUACAACUAAAAUCAAAUAUAAUAAAAAUUGUAUCAAAGAUCUCGAUUAAUAAUAAGUUACAAACAACACAGUAAAUGAUUAAAAGAACACAUUUAAAAAAAACAAAAAUAAAAAACAAGAAAAUGAAAAAGAAGAUGAAGAUGAGGAUGAUUUUUCUGAAAAUCAAUCUGAAUUCUCAUAAGCUAAUAAACAAAUGGUUAAUUAAUUGGUUAAAGUUAAUAAAAAUGGAUAAAAUAAAAAAAAUUCUAUUUAUUAGGAACAGUCGUUAAAAGAUAAUUGCAAAUAAGAGCCAGAUAUUUUUCAUGUAUAGAAUCUUGAUAAUAGUGACAUUUGUAGUAAUAGCCAGAUAACUUAAAAUUAAAUAAGCGCACCUCCAUCAUCUUUACCUUUAGCUAAGUUUUUGAAGAAAAAUUUACAGUAAAACAAAUUAAGUUGUGAAGAAUUUGAUAAUCAGUUUGAAUAAGAAGAUGAAGAAUAAUAAUCUAACAAGACAGAAGCUCACAGUUAAAACCAAAAGGUAGAUAGUAGCAAAGGAAAAAUGCAUUAAAACAGUAUUAUACCAGGCUUUACAGAUAAGUAUCUAAAAAGUAAUCCUAAAUUUUUAUAAGAUGUUAACUACUCAAACGACUGCAAAGUCCCUAAGAUUACCAAGAUAAGGUAAUUCAGUUUGGAUUUACCAGUCUUUUAAUAAGGUGAAAAAUUUAUCCUAUUUAAUAAUAACUAGUAAAGUUUAGCAGAAGAAUCAAAUCUAAAAUAAGAAGAGGAAAUUUGA
Messenger RNA from Tetrahymena thermophila SB210, 3819 nucleotides. Its product is annotated as ion channel protein. Gene Ontology annotation, biological process: potassium ion transmembrane transport. Gene Ontology annotation, cellular component: plasma membrane. The record is from RefSeq and is a predicted model, not a curated record. Lineage: Eukaryota; Ciliophora; Oligohymenophorea; Hymenostomatida; Tetrahymenidae. Gene Ontology annotation, molecular function: small conductance calcium-activated potassium channel activity; calmodulin binding. The transcript has a single exon.